Messenger RNA from Iphiclides podalirius (scarce swallowtail), 258 nucleotides. The record is from the annotation of a GenBank genome assembly. Lineage: Eukaryota; Metazoa; Arthropoda; Insecta; Lepidoptera; Papilionidae.
AUGCACGCGUUAACUGUUUUCACCCACAUAAUGGCGGUGGCGUUCUGCGCGGUGGUCUUUGCGCAGAAAGACACGUUAAACUCCACUGACAUGUCUACAAUGCCAAAAAUCGAAACAUCCACGAUACUGACGUGCAGCACUGCGAGAAGAGACAUCGGCACGUGCGUCGGAAGGGAGCGCUGUGACUAUGGUACUGCAUCCAUAGACUUCACACUCUAUGUCCCCAGCGAUUACAUAAGGUCAAACAACGAGCCGUUC